UUACAUAUAUUUCUUAAAAUCACACCCCAUGACCUAAAUAUUUCAGGUUUCAACAUUUUCAAAUAAUUAUAAUAAUACUUUCUGCAUGAAAUUAACACAUGGUUGAAAACAUGAUAGGCAUGAAACAAUUGUGUUCAAGGACUCUUGGAAAAUUAAAAUGCACAGUUCAUGCACAAAGUAAAACCCUAAAACAAAGAUUCAAACAUUAUUUAUUUUGAUUAUUCAUCAAUUGACUUCCAAGUUACAAGUCCAAUCUUGACAUUGGAGGUGAGAGAAGAUCAACAUAAGAAAAAUGGAAUCUAUUGAUGAAGAUGAAAACCCUAUUUCCAAAAAGUGCAAAAUUGCAAAAAACUCAAUUGAAAGAAGACUUCAAGGAAAACAAGAGAAAACAUUUACCCUGGACAAAAAAGUUUAUAUGAGCCAUCCACUGGUGUUAAAUGUACCAGAAGCCUCAAUUGAAUUUUCACCACAAAUUGAGUCUUGCAAAGCUACAAGUAGUUCAAGUGCCAAAGAAGCUUGGAAGCGUAGACAAGGAAAAUUCAAGCUUGCAACUCCUGAAUCAGAAACUCAAUACAUGUGGUUGCCCUUUUUUGAGUCAUUGAAAGAAGAUCCAACAAGGCCGGAGUUUGUGUAUUUGCAACCACCAUUGGUUCCAAAGUCUCCAAAGUAUGAUCCAUAUGAAUUGGAGAUUGUGAGGCAUUGCCACCUCCGCCAACAUGCUGCGUGUUUCCAUUACACCAUGAGCUCCAAAGGAGUCACCCUCUUCAGUUCCAAUGGCAAUGCCGAAUUUGAAGCAUUGGAUCAAUGGGAAAGAGCUUAUAAUCAAUUUAGAUGCAUCAUGCAUCUUAACAUUUUUUCCCAAUAUAAAAUUUGGAAGACAUGGGCGCUUUGGAAACAUUAUGUUCGCAGAAAGAAAAAAACAUUGGCCAGUGCAAUUAUUCAAAAAAACUUGUUUGCAAAUCAUGUAAUUUUUGCAGAUGUGUUGGUCAAAAUACGCAAGAUAGUUGUUAAAAUUUGGACUAUGCGGUUUUAUUAUCUUGAUCCAAAGAAAAUAUACACGUUGAAUGAAUUCAUACAAGAGCAAACAAUUAAAAAAAAUAUUGUUGAUUUAGACAUAUCACAGUAUGCAAGAGAUAUUAUAAUAGCAAUAAAAAAUGCUUGCAUGAAUGCUUUAGCUCAACUUGAAGAAAGUCUUUUGGGUACCAAUGAUUCUUCAAUGUCACUCCCAAAUGAAGAAUCAGAAAACCAUGAACGAUACACCUAUUUGAUAGCAGCAGCAAAGAGAUUGGAACAAUCACGGCUUUUAAGUUUUGUAAGGUUGGUGGAUUAUCUCAUCACGGAUGCAUUACACAUGGUGUUGAAAUCUACCUUAGAAGACUUGGUCUUCAUCUUUCUCAACUUGUAUCACAAUGAAGUAAAUAACAAUGCUAUAGUGGCUUUGCAAAACCACAAUGUGGGCGGAAGAGAUGAUGAAGAAGACGAGCAUGGCUCUUCUAGAGAUUCCAUUCUAAUGAGCUCACCAAAUCCACAAUCCUCUCUUGCUAACUCUUCUUCUACCAUAAAUGAAUCUUUUGAUGAGGAUGGAAAAAAAGUUGCUACACCUCCACAAUAUCUCAUGGUGGAAUUGUGGGUUUGUGAUGAAAUUCUUGUUUUCCAUCCUUCUUUUCAAGAUUACAAAAUAAAGAUUGAAGGAUAUGUCAAAGAUAUUUUGAAUGUUGUACGUGUUCUACGGAGAAUGCUUUAUCAUCCCGAGCUUGAUGGAGUUGUUGAUAAAGGAGAUGUGGAUGUUGAGAAUUUGACAUCCUAUGUUGAUCUUAUUGGUGAAAAUCAAUUCCAUGCAAUUCUGAAAAAAAUUCCAAAAAUUAUAAAAUCUUCAUUUAAGAGUAUUGAAUUUGUUAAAGAACCAUUUCAAAAGCACCUUGACCAAUGCAUAGCAAAUCGACUUAUCACGCAUGACAUGUUACUAAAGGAGGUUGAGGAAGGCAAAAGAGACUUACAAAUGUUUCGAGAUGAUAUAGAAAUAUAUCUUUGCCAAGAAAAUGCCAUAGCCCACCUUCCAGACUAUUAUGAUGUGGGAAUCUUUCAUAUCAUAACAGCCAAAGCUAAACAAUCUUUGCUUCCUUUGCCUCAACAAGCCAAAAAAAUCAUUUUUGCUUUGUUAUCCUUUGUUGCUGGAAAAUUAUUAACAGAUUUUAUGAAUAAAAUCCAUGAAGCUGAAAAGAAACUUCGUGUUGUCCCUAAUAGUGUGGAAUCAUUUGUUGACAUUGCAAACUUUAAAGAUGAUUUGCAAAAGACAUUGGCCAAUUUGGAGGACCAAAGUAAAAGCAUUGUUGACCAUUAUGAGUUGAUAAAGGAAUAUGGUAUGGAGGUGCCCGCCAUGGAACAAGCCUCCUUCCAAAUGAUGGCUGUGGAUUUUACAUCAUGUAAAGAAGCAAUGGAUUUAGUUGAAGAUGCCAAACCCCUUAAUAUCAAAAAGUUUAGCUCUGACCUCUCCAAUGAAGUUAACCUCCUUCGUAAAGAUGUCAUUGAUAUCCGCACCUCUGCACAAGCCCCUAUGAUCUUAAGCGCCAGUAUGUAGGGUCACAAGAGUGUGUAUAUAUCUAUAUCUAUAUAUAUAUAUAUAACAUAAUGAUUGUUGAAUAUUAGAAUCAUAAGCAUAACUUGUUAAAUAUUUUUUAAAAAAAGUCAAUGAUAAGAAUGUUGGUUAAUAGGGAGGAAAUAUUUGUGACUUGGUGAUCCAAUUAGCAUAACUAAAAUGUUGUGAGGAUUUCUAAGUUCAUUGAAACUUUUGAGAGGUAAAUAGUUGCAAUGUAGAUGAGUGGAUUAUUGGAGAAUAUAAGAAGAUGGUAAUUAUAAUGUGUGGUAUCAUAAAAUUGAAACAAUACUACACUGGUCAAAUAAAAGAGUUAGUAGUGUUCAUAAAACAUAAAGAAAACAACUAACAAAAUAUCAUCACAUUUACAUUCUAGGAGCAACAUGGUAAAGGAAAACUGGUAUAGUAGAUUAGAUUGGAUAAACAAAUUCAAAUUAGGGUUAGUAGAUAAAGUACUAUUUCAAACUAUCAAUGUUGUAUCAAAGUUUAUGAAAAUAACAUGAACCACAUUGUAUUGAUGGCAUAAUAGAUAAAAUGGCAUUCAAGUUAAUCAUAGAAACCCAAAGCUGAUGAUAAAAAUUCAGAAUUUUUAUGAAACCUUUUUUCCUAUAUACAAGUAAAAAUCUGGAGAUUGUCACAAUCUUAUACCUUUCAAA
This is a messenger RNA of Physcomitrium patens, 3249 nucleotides long. Lineage: Eukaryota; Viridiplantae; Streptophyta; Bryopsida; Funariales; Funariaceae. The record is from RefSeq and is a predicted model, not a curated record.